Messenger RNA from Phaeoacremonium minimum UCRPA7, 1059 nucleotides. RefSeq names its product putative replication factor c subunit 5 protein. NCBI's taxonomy places the organism in Eukaryota, Fungi, Ascomycota, Sordariomycetes, Togniniales, Togniniaceae. Gene Ontology annotation, cellular component: Ctf18 RFC-like complex; Elg1 RFC-like complex; Rad17 RFC-like complex. The record is from RefSeq and is a predicted model, not a curated record. The transcript is spliced from 3 exons. Gene Ontology annotation, molecular function: DNA clamp loader activity; ATP hydrolysis activity; DNA binding. Gene Ontology annotation, biological process: DNA-templated DNA replication; DNA repair. The coding region runs from base 1 to 1059 and encodes 352 amino acids.
AUGGCGUUGAUAGUAGACAAACACAGGCCGAGGUCUCUGGACACGCUCACAUAUCACCAUGAGCUGUCUGAGCGUCUGCGAGCUCUGGCCCAAAGCGGCGACUUUCCCCAUCUUCUAGUGUACGGACCCUCCGGUGCUGGCAAGAAGACCCGUAUCGUAGCAACACUCAAAGAGCUCUAUGGUCCCGGUGUGGAGAAAAUCAAGAUCGAUGCACGGGUGUUCCAGACCUCCAGCAACCGCAAGCUCGAGUUCAACAUAGUAGCCUCAGUGUACCACUUGGAGAUAACGCCUUCCGACGUAGGCAACUAUGACCGGGUGGUGGUGCAAGACCUGCUCAAGGAGGUUGCCCAGACGCAGCAGGUCGACCAGUCGGCGCGCCAGCGCUUCAAGGUCGUCGUCAUCAACGAGGCGGACCACCUGACGCGAGACGCCCAGGCCGCGCUGCGUCGAACGAUGGAGAAGUACAGUCCGAACCUGAGAUUGAUCCUGCUCGCGAACUCGACUGCAAACAUCAUCGCCCCUAUCCGUUCGCGAACGCUGCUGGUCCGGGUGGCAGCCCCGAGCCACGAGGAGAUCUGCGACGUGCUGGCCGCGUCGGCGAAGAAGGAGGGCUGGCCUACCGUCAAGGGCCUACACAAGCGCAUAGCAGAGGAGAGCGGGAGGAAUCUGCGACGAGCUCUGCUGAUGUAUGAGGCCGUCCAUGCACAGAACGAGAAAGUCACAGACACAACGCCCAUCCCCCCACCCGACUGGGAGGCACUCAUCGGGCAGGUCGCCCGCGAGAUGAUGGACGAGCACACACCGGCGCGCAUUCUGCAAGUGCGGGCGAAGCUCUACGAUCUUCUGACACACUGCAUACCGCCGACCACGAUCCUGCGCACACUCACCUUCAAGCUGAUACCGAUGAUUGACGACGCUCUCAAGGCGGACGUCAUCAAGUGGUCGGCCUUCUACGAGCACCGCAUCAAGACAGGGACAAAGGUGAUAUUCCACCUCGAGGCGUUCGUGGCCAAGUUCAUGCGGAUACUGGAGAUGUACCUGAUGAGUAUGGACAUAUAG